Microthlaspi erraticum is the source of this 252-nucleotide messenger RNA. The record is from the annotation of a GenBank genome assembly. Lineage: Eukaryota; Viridiplantae; Streptophyta; Magnoliopsida; Brassicales; Brassicaceae.
AUGAUCGCAGUGGAGUGUGUCACGGUCGGAUCGACCACACUGUUCAAGGCUGCGACAUUGAGAGGACUGAGCUUCUAUGUUUUUGUCUUCUACACUUAUGCUGUCGCUACACUUGUCCUCUUUCCACUUUCUCUCAUCUUGGGAAGGUCAAGAAGUUUACCAUCAGCUGUAUCUCCUGUCUUCUUCAAGAUUUUCUUACUUGCACUUGUUGGGUAUGAACAUUCAACAACAUUGGUUCGAUGCCGCCUUUAA